GCGCAAACUUUCUUAAAACCUGCCUCCAACGGGAUGACACUAGCAACUGGGACAAGUAAUUUAACCAAGCACUAUUGGAUAUACGGACGAUGCCAAGCGAUGUUUCUAAACAUACCUCUGCGAAGUUACUAUACGGGUAUGAAAAACGCACUCCAGCUACUUGGCCGGCGCCGCGCCAAAAUUACGUCGGUGAUGUCAGUGAAGAACUUGUCUCGGGAUCAAGGUGAUCGACCACGCUAUGCAAGAGCUGUGGCGAUCUGUCCAAGCUCAAGUGGAUGAGCGCAAGAGAACGUUCAAGUCGAGAUACGACCGAGAUGUGUUCUCCAAGACGUUUAAUCUAGGCGACGCGAUAUUUGAUGCGCGACCAUAUACCUGCGGGAAAGCUUGAGGCUAAGUGGAUAGGCCCAUUGACCGUGACGAGGAUAAACCUUAACGGUACUUACCAUCUGGCUGCACCUUUUGGGAGCCGACUUGCCGGAGCUGUGAAUGGCGAUGUCAUAAAGCCGUGGGUCGAACGUGCUGGAAUGGUCCCUGAUGUCUUGACCGCGAGAGAUGCGGAAAGGCAGUUGUUGGCAUUUCGUCAGAAGAUUUUAUUGGAUCAACACACGGGAGAGGAAGUCGACACUUAGGGGAGGGACAUGAGAAGCUGUGAAAUAAAUGUGUCAGUGGCUGUCUCUUUCUCCUCACUUCCCCUCCCAAUGCGGAAUACUAUAGACCAAGAGGCCGGUCAACUAUUGUCUAGUUGACAAUAAAUACCGCCUCUUCCCUUCGAGACCUCAAUUUUACACCAGAAUAAGCAUUAUCUGUAUUUAAAAAAAGCAAUAAAUCUGAAUGUAACUUUUACUAUCUUUAUUUUUCC
Umbelopsis ramanniana AG is the source of this 859-nucleotide messenger RNA. RefSeq lists its product as uncharacterized. Bases 357 to 629 code for a protein of 90 amino acids. Lineage: Eukaryota; Fungi; Mucoromycota; Umbelopsidomycetes; Umbelopsidales; Umbelopsidaceae. The transcript has a single exon. The record is from RefSeq and is a predicted model, not a curated record.